Pararge aegeria (speckled wood butterfly) is the source of this 5172-nucleotide messenger RNA. It is a transcript of the gene pod1, whose product is annotated as coronin-7. NCBI's taxonomy places the organism in Eukaryota, Metazoa, Arthropoda, Insecta, Lepidoptera, Nymphalidae. The coding region runs from base 133 to 3861 and encodes 1242 amino acids. The transcript is spliced from 23 exons. The record is from RefSeq and is a predicted model, not a curated record. Gene Ontology annotation, molecular function: protein binding.
CCGACGUUUAGGGGGAGUGUCUAGCGGAAAUCGGAUUUCUGAUUGAUUUAUCUCGUAAAGAUUCACUGCCUCUUUUUGAGGCCAAUUCACAUUCCAUUUUAAGACUGAUAACUUUUUAAAAAUUGGCCCACGAUGGCCUGGCGUUUUAAAGCCUCUAAAUAUAAAAAUGCUGCACCCAUUGUGCCUAAGCCCGAAGCAUGUAUAAGAGAUGUGUGCGUUGGCUCAUAUCAGACUUAUGGGAACAAUAUUUGUGCAUCUGCUGCCUUUAUGGCGUUCAACUGGGAGCAUGUUGGGUCAAGUAUGGCAGUUCUUCCUCUGGAUGACUGUGGUAGGAAGAGUAAAACUAUGCCCCUCCUGCAUGCACACUCUGACACAAUAACGGACAUGGAAUUCUCUCCAUUUCAUGAUGGAUUGCUUUUAACAGGAUCUCAGGAUUCUCUGGUAAAAGUGUGGCAUAUACCAACUGAAGGUCUCAAGGAGUCACUCUCAACGCCAGAGUGCACUCUGUCACAGAAACAACGCAGGGUGGAGAAUGUUGGCUUCCACCCUGUGGCCGAUGGUUUGAUUCAUGUAGCAUCAGGUCACGAGUUUGCCUUAUGGGAUUUGACACAGCAGAAAGAAGCCUUUGUAACCAGAGACCAUGGAGAAGUGAUACAGUCAACCUCUUGGAAAAAAGAUGGCAAGUUGGUAGCAACGUCGUGUAAGGAUAAGAAAGUGCGUAUCCUGGAUCCGCGGGCCUCCAGCCCAGUGCUGGGCGUUGCAAAUAGCCACCAGAACAUCAAGGACAGCAGACUCGUGUGGCUUGGCGAUAGUGAUAGGAUUCUAACCACUGGUUUCGAUUCAGCGCGACUUCGUCAGAUAAUGAUCCGCGACAUACGUAAUCUAUCUCAAACCCAGAAGACAUUGGAGCUGGACUGUUCCACUGGAGUACUUAUGCCGUUGUUCGAUGCAGACACUAAUAUGCUAUUUCUGGCUGGCAAAGGAGACACUACCAUACUUUAUAUGGAGUUGACUGACCGCGAUCCAUACCUUAUUGAAGGGUUGAGGCAUUCUGGUGAGCAAACUAAGGGCGCCUGUUUAGUACCGAAGCGAGCGUUGCGCGUGAUGGAGGGUGAAGUCAAUCGCGUUCUGCAGCUGACGGGUUCUUCGGUAGUUCCCAUCAUGUAUCAAGUGCCCAGGAAGAGUUACCGUGAAUACCACGCAGAUCUAUAUCCGGAAACGAGUGGGGCGGUCACCUACCUCAGUGCUCCGAUGUGGGUUCAAAACCAAGAUUAUCCUGUACCGAACAUCUCUCUACAUCCAAAUGCCAAUAACUGUACCCAGGUACACCGCGGUAAUCUUGAGGAAUUAGUCAAAGCUAUUUUGUCUAUGCCACCACCAAAGAAAACGGAUCCAAAACCAAUAGUAACACAACAUAUUGAAGAACCAUCGAAAACAAUAGCGAAACCAACAGCGCCAGAACCAAAAGACGAAGACAGGAUAGACUUCGUUAACGUUAAAGAUAUGAUUAAAGGCAUGGAAAAACAGAAACCAGAUCCGAAAGACUAUUCGAAAGAAAACGGAUUUCACAAGAAAAUCAUUGACAAUGGACACGAUUUCGACAAAAAAAUCAACGACGAAGGCGAAAUUAUAACCGAAAAACCUGAAGAGAAGACCGAAAAGUCCCUCGAAAGGGCCGAGAAGUCCCUCGAAAAGACCGAAAGUUCGGAUUCAUCUGAAUCGUUAUCUAGGAGUAACAGCUUAAUAAAUGGUGUACCGGUACAGGUUCCGAAACCUUUGCCAAGGUCAUCUAUUUCCGAGGCUGGUUCAGCGGAUGAUCAUUCGGAAGCGCCUAAACCUAAACCUAGGACCACAGCCGUAGCAAUUUCCGGUUACAAGCCUCGUCUAGGUCCGAAACCAUUUUCAGCGUCAGCCGGAAACGAAGAGUUCUCUUUCGACAAAGUGUUUUCUGUGCCUGCCGUACCAGGUCUUCCUAAAUCAGAUUCAGGACUUUCCCCAGUCUCAGCACCUGCUUCUACUACUCCUGUAACAACUACCCCACCCUUGAGAGAUGAUGAGAAAGAGAAGUCUCUUUCUCCCACCAGCGAUGUUGACGUUAUACCUAACAAAGAAGAGUACACUAAUGGCAAGUCGGACACAAGUCUGGAAGAGGAGGUGAACUCAUCAGACUCUGGAUAUAGACCCAAGACACCCAGCACGGCUGAGAGAAGAAAGCUAUUCGAGUCUACUGAUGGCAACCAAUCGAUUGCGGACCUUCGUCGCGCCUAUGAAGUUCGCUCUAAGAGCGUUGCCGUCGAACCAGAGGCACCGCCAUCGCCCGCGCCUCUAAGGCGAAGAGAUUCACUGAAGUCCCGUAAAAGUCCAGAACGAGAAGAGAAGCGAUCAUCAGUUCCGAAUGUUACUACUAAAAGAACGUCGACAGUUUUUGGCAAAGUAUCCAAGUUCCGCCACCUGAAAGGCACGCCGGGUCACAAGUCCACGCAUGUAGAGAAUAUCAAGAACAUCAGUCGUCAGAUAUCUGGAGAGUGCAACGGCUUCUAUGCUAAUGGAACCCGUUGCGCAGUCCCAAUUGGUGGUGGAGGUGGAGGCCGCAUAGGGGUAGUGGAGCUACCCCUCGGUGCUACGUCAAUCGCUAAAGCACCCCCUCCGCACCCCUCGGCUUUACAUCCUCUUUCCCUGUUACACCCUGCUCCGUUACAAGAUUGGACCUUCGACCCCUUCAGCGACCAGCGCCUUAUGGUGGCCUGUGAUGAUGGACUGCUCAGGGAGUGGAUCAUACCUGAGGGUGGCCUUCAAGAAUCAACCAACGAGCCUAAAAGAACAUUCUCGGCGCAUCCAGACAAAAUUUACAUUGUCCGCUUUCACCCCACCGCCUCGGAUCUCCUAAUAACAGCAGCUCACGACCUGACUAUCAAGAUCUGGGAUCUCAGCCAAGAAGUACCUACAGCGGAGAUCACGUUAACUGGUCACACGGAACAAAUAUUUGCCAUGGAAUGGUCGCCCUGCGGAGAAUAUUUAGCUACGGUUUGCAAGGAUGGCUAUGUUAGGAUAUACAAACCUCGUUCUUCAACGGAACCAAUCCGAAAAGGCCCGGGACCCGUGGGCAGUCGUGGCGCGAGAAUUGUAUGGGCGUUGCACGACACGCAUCUCGUGGUUACUGGAUUUGACAAAGUGUCAGAACGCCAGAUUCUGCUAUACAAGGCGUGUGACCUGUCGGCGCCAGUGUGCACCGUGGGGCUCGACGUAUCGCCUGCUAUCUUACACAUACACAUCGACCACGACUCCAAUACACUGUUCCUGACCGGACGCGGUGAUUCAACGAUAUACUGCUACGAAGUGACGUGCGAGUCGCCGUUUUUGUGCGCGCUCUCCCAUCACAGAUCCGGCACUUUACACCAGGGCAUCGCGUUCUUACCCAAAAGUCUACUAGCUGUUGAUAAGGUUGAAUUCGCGAGAGCGUUACGACUGACAAAUGGAACGAUCGAACCGCUGUCGUUUACUGUGCCCAGAAAAAAGAGCGAAUUGUUCCAAGAUGACUUGUUCCCGCCCACACUGGUGACGUGGGAGCCCUGGCAAUCCGGAAGAGAUUGGUUGGCCAACAAGCCAGUCACGCCCAGAACCGUCAGCUUGCAGCCGCCGGGCAUGGAAGCAUUAUCGGCUCACUCUGCGCCCGCGCCGACCCCGGCUAAGGAGAAGCCGCCACAGAAACCGAAGCCGGACCUCAUUAAGUCACACGUGCCUAUGGAUCCUAAGGAGAAACAGGAGAGUAUAAUGAAAGCAAUGAGCGCGAAAGUGAAAAUUGAUCUCAAACUCGAACAAGACAGUAUGGAGGGAGUCGACGAGUCCGAAUGGGACCAAUGAACUGCCCACUUUUGUAUAAAUCUCCAUGUAACGUGAACGAGUGAAGAACGAACGAGUGAACGGUACCGUUCAUUCGGAAUGUAUUUAAUUUAGUAUUCUACUAGCUCUAAUUCAGUUGUAAAUGAAAUCUAAUCUAAAAUAAAUUGACAGUGACUAAUAAUCUUUUCAACAUGUCCUAAAAAGAGGUUAUAGGGCCAAAAUAUGGAAUAUUCCCAAAUUAAAUCUUGUGUUCCUAGACCAAUUUGAAUUUCUAAACUAUAUAUGAUUAAGUCAAACUUAUCAGUAGUCCAUCAUGUCCUUAUUCUUUUCAGCACUUAAUGUAAGUACUUGGUCUUGAUAGGCAAAAUUCUAUUAUACCAGAUACCUUCCCAGUCCUGUACGAAACAGUAUUUACGCUACGCUUUUGGAUCAAGUCAAAAAAUAAUUUUUUAAUUCGAAGUUGUCUCUCAAUUACUAUUUCUUAAAUUUCAUUCUGCAUCUCUGACAUUUUAUAGGGCUGUCAAUCUAGUUUACUUUAUAUUUCGUUUACAUCUGAACUAGUAGCGAUAUCGUAUUAUAUAACGUUAUAACUCCCUUUUUUUGCGUAUUCGACGUAUUUACUUACGUCACAGCAUAUAAUUUAAGUAUACCAAUAUUUAGGUAGUUCAUUAACUUUGUAUGUGGCAUGAAAACGUGUAAUAAUGUAAUUACUUGGUGCGAUUUAUGCAAGUAUUUUUAAGCGAUAUAUUUGUGUGUUUCUUAACCAUUUUCAGGUUUGGAUUUUGCGAAGUUAAAAAGAAAAAUCUUUGGUAGCACGUUUUGUAAUCACCAUCAGGUAAUAUCUCAUGGUAAUGAAUCCAGCAUUUCUUAUUAAUCAGAAAAUAAUAUAAAGGAAUUUACUAAAACUUAAAAGGGAAAUACUCAUUGCACAUAAAACUACUAUACUAACGAUAAAAAAAACGUCUAAACAAAUGAAUAAUUCAUAUUUACACAAUAAGAAACUUUAAAAAGUAAUAAAAAUGUGUACUAGUCUACAUUGCUGAAACAGAUCGUGAGGAACCUAGGCAAGUGUACACUUUUCACGGACGUUUUUUGUUUUCCGGGCGGCAUAAAUCUGCUAUGUGAUAUGUACUGGCUUAUUUGGACGAAAAUUCGACGAUAGUAUAUAAUGUAUUUUGGUGAAUAAACACCGAAAAUAAUACGUUUAAAAAUUGAGUAAAAGGUAUCUUAUUUCCACUUAAAUGUAAUUUUUAUAACGAAUUUGUAUUUAUACACAAAUAUAUCGCAUAUAGUAACGUAGGAUCCGUCUUAGUCCAUAUCCAUACAGGAUAA